AUGGCAUCUAAUGUUACAGUGCAAUCAGUGUUGGAGAAGAUUAGUGUGCAUCAUCUGGAAUGCUCCAUCUGCACCAACCGUUUCAGGCAGCCCAAACUGCUGGACUGUUUACAUAGUUUUUGCCUGCAAUGCCUUCAAGAGCUCAGAAAGAGCCAAGAUCCCAGUGGUACAAAACUGACAUGUCCUCUGUGCAGACGUAAAACUAUGUUGAAAGGGCCUGGGGUUGCUGAUCUCCCUAAUAACUUUGCAUUCAGUGCCCUGGUGGAGGAAGUUACAAUGCAGGAAAAGCUACUGGAAGGUCAAGGGUCAGACAUCAAAUGUCAAGCCUGUGAUGAGGAGAAUCAGGCUAUUUCAAGAUGCAUGGACUGUGAUCAUUUCCUCUGUCAAGAAUGUGAAAAGGCUCAUGGGCGUAUGACUGUCAUGAAAUCUCAUAAAAUCUACACACUGGCUCAACUUCGAUCAGGAGAGAUAGUCUACAAGAGCAAACUAAGAGAAGAAGUUCCCAAAUGUAGCAAGCACCUAGAUCAGAAUCUCAAUGUCUACUGCAACUCAUGUGAGCAAGUCAUAUGCACAACUUGCUCUGUAGUUGAUCAUGCAAAACACUCACUCACUGACUUACCUGAGGCUUUUAAGCAAUGUAAAAUAAAAGUUGAACAACUGGUAGUAAAAGCUGAGAGGAGUAAAACGGAACUGACCACUACCAUACAGCAGACAUGCAAAUCUCGCAAGAAACUCAACACCAUGUUCACUGACACUACAAGGAAAAUCUCAGAAAAAGCUGCCAAAAUCAAAAAGGAGGAGCAGAAACUGUUACAAAAGACUGAAAGGAUUUAUCAAGAGAGAAUCAAAGCUAUCGAAGCCGCUCAAGCUACCAACGGGAAAGACGUGACACAAACAGAGCAGAAGCUGGAGGAGGUGGAACAAUUCAUGAAUCAAGCAAGUUGCUAUGAGAUUCUUGAACUUCAGCAGAAGCUCUUGCAUAACCUCAGUGAAUUGACAGGGAAGCAGCCACAGCAAGUUCCUGAAAACUUUAACUUCAUGGACUUUGAAGAAGGUGAUAGGUCACUUGGGAGUCUCGUUCUGGAAGAAGAGUCAAAAGCUGCAGAAAAGCAAUCACCAAGAUGUGGAAGAUCAAGUAAGAAGGCAAAGUGCAAACUGAAGACUGAAGUUAAGAAUGCAUGUGGUGAGUCACUUGGUGGUCUCAUUUUGGAGGAACAUACUGAGGCUGUUGCACAGCAAUCACCAAGAUCUGGAAGAUCAAGUGACAUUUUGCAUUACAGUCCUGAUGGCAGGUACAUUGGACGCGUGAUCAAGGGAUGUGGUUGUCCACAGGGCAUCACAAUCACAUCAGGUGGUGAUCUGGUAGUGGCAGCAAGAAAGACUAUACAGAUAUAUCAUCGUCCUUGA
This is a messenger RNA of Patiria miniata (bat star), 1407 nucleotides long. RefSeq names its product E3 ubiquitin-protein ligase TRIM71-like. Bases 1 to 1407 code for a protein of 468 amino acids. The record is from RefSeq and is a predicted model, not a curated record. Gene Ontology annotation, cellular component: chromatin; nucleoplasm. Gene Ontology annotation, biological process: positive regulation of DNA-templated transcription. The transcript is spliced from 2 exons. Lineage: Eukaryota; Metazoa; Echinodermata; Asteroidea; Valvatida; Asterinidae. Gene Ontology annotation, molecular function: ubiquitin-protein transferase activity; zinc ion binding.